This is a messenger RNA of Didymella exigua CBS 183.55, 859 nucleotides long. RefSeq lists its product as uncharacterized. The transcript has a single exon. The record is from RefSeq and is a predicted model, not a curated record. Bases 152 to 757 code for a protein of 201 amino acids. NCBI's taxonomy places the organism in Eukaryota, Fungi, Ascomycota, Dothideomycetes, Pleosporales, Didymellaceae.
GGAGCUACAGUCGAAGUACGGUGGCAGUCCCACCUUAUGUCAAAACUUACGACAAUGUGUAGUGAUCCCGCGACCAGACUGCAAUCUCUUCUCAAGGGUUUUGGUACGCGUCGGUCAUGAUUGUCUCGCCUGUCUGGCCGCUGCACCCACCAUGUAUCCCAACCGUCAAGAAAGAAGAUACAGAGAGGCAUUAGUCAUUCUUUUUAGCUCUUCCCGUGGACGACAUGUGGUCGCAGAAUCCGAACCUAGGGACGCAAAUCCUGUGAUAUCUUCACGUGGCGAGUACCUUGGGGGGGGGGGGGGGGGGGGGUUGCGUCACCGAUACACAUUCAAUAACCUCACAUCUUUCCGAUCACAUCUAAAACUGCUAAAAAGACGCUUCGAGCAGACUCUUGGGUAUGCAUUAUUCGUAGAGCAUUUGGUGAGUGUCUUGGAGGUGAACGCAGCUACUGUUUUCGGGUGUCUCACAUUGGCAUGCUCAAUACUUCAUCUAGCUCACACUUUACGCAACCCUCAACAUCAUCACACAAUGGACACAAAUUCUCCGAGCUGGUUUGUAGCGUCUCAGCAGGCAACGACGAGCCUUCGGGGAUCGGCCUUCAUCGCGGCUCUGAUUUUCACGACCCUUGCUUUCAUCAUCGUGAUUCUACGAUGGUACAGCAAGAUUCGCCUUGUGCCGGGUACUUUGCGCCUUGAAGACUUCGUUAUCACGGCCGCAACUGUAAGUACUCGUCCGAAUGAAGAGGCUUCUGACUGAAUCUGCAUCAGCUUCUGUCCGUGGGUAUGACCGGUGUAGCUGGCAUGGGUAAGCUUCCUUCACCCGAUUUUCAUUUGCUAGCUCAGGAGUUCUUCACAGACU